Terrapene triunguis (Three-toed box turtle) is the source of this 3649-nucleotide messenger RNA. It is a transcript of the gene HACE1, whose product is annotated as HECT domain and ankyrin repeat containing E3 ubiquitin protein ligase 1. Gene Ontology annotation, biological process: protein polyubiquitination; positive regulation of protein catabolic process; proteasome-mediated ubiquitin-dependent protein catabolic process. Gene Ontology annotation, cellular component: nucleus. The transcript has 23 exons. Gene Ontology annotation, molecular function: protein binding; ubiquitin-protein transferase activity. The record is from RefSeq and is a predicted model, not a curated record. The coding region runs from base 201 to 2807 and encodes 868 amino acids. NCBI's taxonomy places the organism in Eukaryota, Metazoa, Chordata, Testudines, Emydidae.
CUACCCCUCUGAUACUUAUCAUUAAAGUUUCACUUUACUGAUUUUGCCAUUUCCUUUCUUUCUUUCCAUACCUCCAUCCAAGCUGUGGAUCAGUUGAAUGUCUAGUUCUGCUGUUAAAAAAGGGAGCAAAUCCUAACUACCAAGAUAUUUCGGGAUGUACACCCCUUCAUUUGGCAGCUAGAAAUGGACAGAAGAAAUGUAUGAGCAAGCUCUUAGAAUAUAGUGCAGAUGUCAACAUUUGUAAUAAUGAAGGCCUGACUGCAAUUCACUGGCUUGCUGUCAAUGGGCGAACAGAACUACUUCACGAUCUUGUACAGCAUGUCAAUAACGUAGAUGUUGAAGAUGCAAUGGGACAGACAGCACUACACGUGGCUUGCCAAAAUGGUCACAAGACAACAGUGCAGUGUUUAUUAGACAGUGGUGCAGAUAUUAACAGGCCAAACGUGUCAGGAGCAACUCCACUCUAUUUUGCUUGCAGCCAUGGUCAAAGAGACACCGCACAAAUCCUUUUGAUGAGAGGAGCCAAAUACUUACCAGACAAAAAUGGAGUUACACCACUGGAUCUCUGUGUGCAGGGUGGGUAUGGAGAAACUUGUGAAAUUUUAAUACAACAUCAUCCUAGACUCUUCCAGGCAAUUAUUCAAAUGACACAGAAUGAAGAGCUACGGGAAAACAUGCACCUCAAUGACAACUGGAGACUUCCAGCAGUUCUGGGGCAGAACCCAUUAAACAUGGAGAACUGGGGAGGGGGGCGUAUUAAGAAUGGGAAUUCUCCUAAUUUAUUUUGGAAUUUGUUCACCGAUGACAAUCAUUUGCGGCAAGUUCUAGAACACUUGUCCCAGCAGAGUGAAAGCCAGUACCUUAAGAUCCUAACAAGCCUUGCUGAAGUUGCUACAACAAAUGGUCACAAACUACUGAGCUUGUCAAGUAACUAUGAAGCUCAAAUGAAGAGUCUCUUAAGGAUCGUGAGGAUAUUUUGUCAUGUCUUUCGCAUUGGCCCAUCCUCUCCCAAUAAUGGAAAUGACAUGGGCUACAAUGGAAAUAAAACUCCAAGAAGUCAGGUGUUCAAGGUCAGAAAAGUAUAUGACGUUGUUAGGAAGAUAGACGUUAAAGAGAUGAAUUUCACAAAGCAUGCAUUCAUUAAUCAGACAUCUCAUGAACAGGAACCGCUGGAAUUACUCUGGCACUCAUUAGAUGAAUGGCUAGUUCUAAUAGCUACAGAAUUGAUGAAAAACAAGAGAGACUCUGCCAACAUUACAUCCAUUUUACUAAAGCAGAAAGGGCCAAAUCAGCCUGCCUUUGACGCUGCAGGAACUGAGAGCAGAGAAAAGCUGUCUACUGACACAGGGGAUUCUAAAGCGUAUGAUGUUGCCAGGAAGCAGGAAGCUUGUGCAGAUUGCCAGGAUGUUAUCUCAGUGACAGCAAACAGGCUGAGUGCUGUCAUUCAAGCGUUUUAUAUGUGCUGCUCCUGUCAGAUGCCUCAAGGGAUGACGUCACCUCGUUUUAUAGAAUUUGUCUGCAAACAUGACAAUGUUCUUAAGUGCUUUGUUAACCGAAACCCCAAAAUAAUUUUUGACCACUUUCAUUUUCUUCUUGAGUGCCCUGAACUGAUGUCGAGAUUCAUGCACAUCAUAAAAGCACAGCCCUUUAAAGAUCGUUGUGAGUGGUUCUAUGAACAUUUGCACUCUGGACAACCGGAUUCAGACAUGGUGCACAGACCAGUCAAUGAAAAUGAUAUCCUGUUGGUUCACAGAGAGUCUAUUUUUAGGAGUAGCUGUGAAGUUGUGUCUAAAGCAAAUUGUGCAAAGCUGAAGCAGGGGAUUGCGGUGCGAUUCCAUGGCGAAGAAGGCAUGGGUCAAGGUGUGGUACGUGAAUGGUUUGAUAUCUUAUCCAAUGAAAUAGUUAACCCAGAUUAUGCACUCUUCACCCAGUCAGCUGAUGGAACAACCUUCCAGCCAAACAGCAACUCUUCUGUAAAUCCUGAUCACUUGAACUACUUUCGAUUUGCUGGACAGAUCUUGGGUUUAGCUCUGAAUCACAGGCAGCUGGUCAACAUUUACUUCACAAGGUCAUUCUACAAGCAUAUUCUUGGUAUUCCUGUAAAUUAUCAGGAUGUGGCAUCUAUUGAUCCAGAGUAUGCAAAGAACUUGCAGUGGAUUUUAGAUAAUGAUAUCAGUGAUCUUGGGCUGGAACUGACCUUCUCUGUCGAGACUGAUGUGUUUGGAGCAAUGGAAGAAGUGCCUUUGAAACCAGGGGGUGCAAGUAUUCUUGUUACACAAGACAACAAAGCUGAGUAUGUCCAACUUGUUACUGAACUUCGAAUGACAAGAGCCAUUCAGCCUCAGAUAAAUGCUUUUUUGCAAGGAUUUCAUACGUUCAUACCACCUUCUCUUAUACAGCUUUUUGAUGAAUAUGAACUGGAGCUGUUGCUGUCUGGUAUGCCAGAAAUUGAUGUGAGUGAUUGGAUAAAAAAUACAGAAUACACAAGUGGCUAUGAAAGAGAAGACCCUGUUAUUCAGUGGUUCUGGGAUGUUGUAGAAGAACUAACUCAGGAAGAGCGAGUGUUACUAUUACAAUUUGUUACUGGCAGUUCCAGGGUUCCUCAUGGUGGCUUUGCCCAUAUAAUGGGUGGCAGUGGAUUGCAGAAUUUCACAAUUGCAGCUGUGCCAUACACUCGAAAUUUGCUACCAACAUCAAGUACAUGUAUCAACAUGCUCAAGUUACCUGAAUACCCAAGCAAAGAAAUCCUUAAGAACAGGCUUCUUGUGGCAUUACACUGUGGAAGCUAUGGUUACACAAUGGCAUAAUGAAGUCUGGAAAACUCCUCUGACUACUGAUGCGCAAUUCAGAGUGGCAGAAGUAAUUUUGGAAACUGUCAACACAAAAGCAGCCUAGAUGCUGCGACUCAGAGCCAGGGCUGACUUUUUUUUUUUUUUUUUUUUUUAAAUUAAUAAAGGAUCUGUUUCCUGUCCAUUAUGUUGUCUAGUCUGUGAUACUGUUACAUGACUUAAAUUUCAUAGUACACUGUAUCUUUGUUUUUUAAUGUUAGAUUAGUAUUGAAAGCAGUAUACUUUCAUUAGCAUUAACAUAACACGAAGAAGAGUGGGUUUGUCAAAAUGUUUCUCACCAAUUUUAUUUCUGAUUCUCAACUGUGUGGAUGAAUGAGAUUUUCUUUUAGUUGACCUCCCCCUCACAUGAUAUGCUAUUAACACACACACUUGUAUUGUGUGUCUUGUUGCAUGUAAAAGUGCCAUUUAUUUUUGCAGAGAACACUGUAUAGAAAGUUUGAUUUAGAUAGUGUACAAAAUGACAGAUCUAAUGUAUUUUCCCACUUAUUGAAUUGUACCUAUAUUAAAAGGUUUUUAACUUUUUAGUAUUUUAAUGUAUAUAAUAUGUAAAAUUUAGACCACUGUCACUGAAAAGUAAAUGGCGGAUGGAAUUAAGAUCUAAUUUAUAUUAUAUAUGAAAAUGUACACUAUAUUGUACUAAAUAUUAAAGUAUUUGUGACUUCAUUGUCAAUUUGCAGUUUAGAACUUAUAUAUAUUGUUUUAGAUGUAUAUCUGUUCUUUAUUUGAAGAAUACCUUUUCUCAUGCCUUGCUAUAGUCCUAUGUAGAAAAGGUAUAAUUAAAUUUUAAUAUUUUAGCAGAA